This is a messenger RNA of Octopus sinensis (East Asian common octopus), 2145 nucleotides long. RefSeq names its product protein disulfide-isomerase A4. Gene Ontology annotation, molecular function: protein disulfide isomerase activity. The record is from RefSeq and is a predicted model, not a curated record. Bases 222 to 2108 code for a protein of 628 amino acids. Gene Ontology annotation, biological process: response to endoplasmic reticulum stress; protein folding. Gene Ontology annotation, cellular component: cell surface; endoplasmic reticulum. Lineage: Eukaryota; Metazoa; Mollusca; Cephalopoda; Octopoda; Octopodidae. The transcript has 11 exons.
GGAGUUGGAGUAACUUAUUUCGUGUUAUAAUUGACUCAUUAAUGAUUAUAUUAUAACAAUCUCUAAAUAAAUACGCUGAGUUCAUAAAUAACUUGGUUUUCAUUUAUGUAUUUUUGGUACUUAUUAAUCUAAAGUAAUUCGAAGAAAAGCCGACAAGUAAUGCGGUCCGAGUGUCUUAAAUUCUAUCUUCAUCUUCAGAGACACUAAAGAGUUCCUGAAGCAUGGCGUUGUUUAGUAGUAGAUUAAAUUACUUGCUUCUUCUUUUGGCUUUAAUUAGUCAAGUAAUUGAUUUUAGAUGCUAUGGAGAAGAAGCUGAUGAAGCAGACGAAGCUACCGACGACGAUAACGAGCCAAUUGAAGAAGAUGAUGUGUUGGUCUUAAAUAACAACAACUUUGAUGAUGUCAUUUACUCCCGAGAUACGGUACUUGUGGAAUUUUAUGCACCAUGGUGUGGCCACUGUAAAAGACUGGCACCAGCAUACGCUGAUGCUGCCAAACAGCUGAAAAAAACAGUGCCUAAAGUAUCAUUGGCCAAAAUUGAUGCCACUAUAGAAACUGAACUAAGUUCCAGAUUUGAUGUGAAUGGAUAUCCUACUUUAUUGUUCUUCAAAAAUGGAAAGUCUUUUCCCUAUGAAGGACCAAGAGAAGCUGAUGGUAUCGUUACAUAUAUGUUGGAACGAGCUGCACCAAGCUGGAAACCUCCACCAGAGGCUGUUAUUACAUUGACUGACAACAAUUUUACAGAUUUUAUAGAAAAGCAUGAACUUUCUCUUGUGGAAUUUUAUGCCCCAUGGUGUGGCCACUGUAAGCGUCUGGCUCCCGAAUAUGAAAAAGCUGCUCAGAAACUUGCUGUUAAUGAUCCCCCAAUACCUCUGGCAAAAAUCGAUGCUACUAUUGCAACAACCUCAGCAAUGAAGUAUGAAGUCUCUGGUUACCCAACUCUGAAGAUUUUUCGUGCAGGCAAACAAUUUGAAUACAAAGGACCAAGAGAAGACUAUGGUAUUGUUAACUACAUGAUUUCCCAACAAGGUGGUGCUUCUAAACUUCAGGCUUCUGCCAAGGAACUCCAGAAAUAUAUGAAAGAAGAUGAUAUUACCAUUGUUGGCUUUUUUAACAGUUUAGAUGCACCUUUGAUGUCUUCUUAUUUAGAUGCAGCAAAUGAAGUCCGAGACGACUAUAAGUUUGCUCAUGUCCUCGAUAAAGAUGUCACCAAAUCUUAUGAUCUGGUUGCAAACUCUAUAGUUGUUUUUGUCCCAGAAAGAUUCCAGACAGAAUAUGAACCAAAGAAACAUGUUCUAAAUAAGGAUGAUGCACAGAGGUCAGAUAUUUUGAGUUUCAUUGAGAAAAACCAGUUCCCUCUUGUUGGCCAUUACAACUUCAACAAUGAGAAGAAGUACAAUACAAAAUAUCCACUUUGUCUUGUGUUCUACACUGUAGACUGGAGUUUUGACUAUAGAAAAGCAACCCAGAUCUGGCGGAAGAAGAUUGCCAAAAUUGCCCGAAACUACAAAAGCAUCACUUUUGCUGUUGCCAAUGAAGAUGACCAUUCUAAUUUAAUGAAAGAUUUUGGAUUUGAAGAUUCUGGUGAAGAUAUGAACAUUGGAAUAAUGACAGAAGAAAAACGUUAUACCAUGGAACCAAUGGACGAAUUUGAAUCGUCUCAUAUUGAAUCGUUUUUAGAUGACUUUGUUAGCGGUAAUCUGAAACCACACAUCAAAUCACAACCAAUUCCCAAGAAAGACAAAGGUCCAGUAGUUACAGUUGUGGCCAACAACUUUGAUUCUGUGGUUCUUGACAAGUCGAAAGAUGUCCUUAUUGAAUUUUAUGCCCCAUGGUGUGGUCAUUGUCAGAAAUUGGAACCAAUAUACAAAAAACUUGCCAAAUCACUGCAGAAAAAUCAAAAUCUUGUCAUUGCCAAGAUGGAUGCAACAGCUAAUGAUGUGCCUUCUAAUUUCAAAACAGAAGGUUUUCCAACUAUUUAUUUUGCUCCCACCAAUAAUAAGGAGAACCCUGUAAAAUUUACUGGCGGCAGAGAGUUGAAAGAUUUUGUUAAAUUCCUUGAAGAACAUAGCACCGUCUCACUAAACACUAAACAUAUUGAAUUGUAAAAUCGAAAAAAGAAAUUUCAAAACUCUUCCUAAUUUU